Molecule: messenger RNA, 268 nt
Organism: Belonocnema kinseyi
Lineage: Eukaryota; Metazoa; Arthropoda; Insecta; Hymenoptera; Cynipidae
Product: histone H3, embryonic-like
Exons: 1
Coding region: 11-268 (85 amino acids)
Cellular component (GO): nucleosome
Molecular function (GO): DNA binding; structural constituent of chromatin; protein heterodimerization activity
Source: RefSeq, a predicted model, not a curated record
AUCGUGAAAAAUGGCUCGUACUAAGCAAACGGCUCGUAAAUCCACUGGUGGAAAGGCACCAAGGAAGCAGCUGGCAACCAAAGCCGCUCGCAAGAGUGCACCUGCCAAUGGCGGCGUGAAGAAACCCCACAGGUACAGGCAUGGCACAGUCGCUCUGCGUGAAAUUCGUCGCUACCAGAAGAACACUGAACUGUUGAUCCGCAAAUUGCCCUUCCAACGUCCAUUUUCAUACUUCUCUGAGCCUACAGCAAUUUCAAUAGGUGGGUGA